AUGAUUUUUUUUAAUAUUUUUUUAUUUAAUAUAUAUAUAAUAUUGACGGUUAGUUCAUUUUCAGUUAUGUAUUUGGAUAAAAAAGAUUUAAAAAAAUCAUAUGAUAACAACAUAGUACUUUCCAAAAGGCAAAUAAAUAAUAAGGAAUUUCAUAAUUUAGAAAUUAAAAAUGAACUAGUUAGAAGAGAUAAAAGACAAUUUAUUUUAAAACAACAUAAUUUAUACAAAAAUAAAAUACCAAUUGUUCUUGGUAAUCAUAUUUAUAGAGAAUUGGUAAUUAAAGCAUUAAUGGCUAUUCAAGUUGAAACAUGUUUACAAUUUAGAUUAGUUUCUAGUCUUAGAGAAGCAACAUCAGGAAUCAAUUUUUAUAAUGGUAAAGGUUGCAAUGACCAGUUCAUGGAUACUAUUUUUUUUAAGUGGCAAAAUAUUAGUUUGAAUGAAAGAUGCCAUUCUCCUGGAAGUAUUUAUCAACAAAUUUUUCGUACAUUAGGAAUGAUAUUUGAACAUCAAAGAAAAUGUAGAGAUCAUUAUAUUAUUUUAAUUAAACAUAAUUGGAUGCUAUUUAAAGAUACUUAUUUUCAAUUGAUUCGCCAUAACAAAAUGGAUGAUUUUUCAUAUCCUUAUGAUUAUGGUUCAGUUAUGCAAAAUAAUUGGAAAUUUUUUUCAAAUGGAAAUGGUAAAACAAUGUUACCAACUUCUGAGUUAUAUACAAAAACAAUUGGACAAAAUGAGUAUCCUUCAUUUUUAGAUUUUAAAAGAUUAAAUAAUUUUUAUUGUUCAACAAAAUGUAGAAAAAAAGUAGAAUGUAAAAAUGGUGGUUAUCUUAAUCCUAAUAAUUGUAUUAAAUGUAAAUGUAUAUAUGGUUUUUAUGGAAGUUUUUGUGAAAAAUUUCAAAGACCGUCACGUAUUUGUGUAAGAACACAAUUUGAAGCUAAAUUUUAUGCAGAAACGUUAACAAAUAGUGGAAUUAAAGAAUGUGCUUAUCAAAUAAUAGCUCCUACAGGGAGACAUAUUGCAAUAAGGGUAUUGGCAGUUAAAAUAUAUCCAGAAUUAGUUACAACUUGUUCUCCUUUUAAUACUCUGGAAAUAAAAUAUUGGAGAGAUAAAACUGCAACAGGGGUACGUUUAUGUGGAGUAACAUCAAGUAUCAAUAUUGUAACAAGAGAUAAUUUUGCAUUAUUGUAUUUUAGAAGCUUAAAAGCUAACAAUAUGUUCUAUUUGCAAUAUAAAGUUUUAUAG
This is a messenger RNA of Strongyloides ratti, 1239 nucleotides long. RefSeq names its product Astacin-like metalloendopeptidase. Lineage: Eukaryota; Metazoa; Nematoda; Chromadorea; Rhabditida; Strongyloididae. The record is from RefSeq and is a predicted model, not a curated record. Gene Ontology annotation, biological process: proteolysis. The coding region runs from base 1 to 1239 and encodes 412 amino acids. Gene Ontology annotation, molecular function: metalloendopeptidase activity. The transcript has 2 exons.